Chelmon rostratus (copperband butterflyfish) is the source of this 1798-nucleotide messenger RNA. It is a transcript of the gene ptpn18, whose product is annotated as protein tyrosine phosphatase non-receptor type 18. The transcript is spliced from 16 exons. Bases 180 to 1625 code for a protein of 481 amino acids. Gene Ontology annotation, cellular component: nucleus; cytoplasm. Gene Ontology annotation, molecular function: non-membrane spanning protein tyrosine phosphatase activity. Gene Ontology annotation, biological process: peptidyl-tyrosine dephosphorylation. Lineage: Eukaryota; Metazoa; Chordata; Actinopteri; Chaetodontiformes; Chaetodontidae. The record is from RefSeq and is a predicted model, not a curated record.
AGAGAGAGAGAGACAUAGAGAGAGAGAGAGAGAGAGAGACAUAGAUACACACAGAGAGAGAGAGAAAGGGUUUUAAUUUCAGUUGUGCUCAGCCUGCAGCUCAGUUCAGCCUCGGUCUGUGGACGUCGGCUCAGGUGUUGGAUGUGAUUUGAUGUGUCCUGGAUGUUAUUUGACGCCACAUGGAGCUGCUGCCCUCCCUGCUGUCCUCUCUCAGGUCCGUGGAUCCCGGGACUCUGGAUCAGGAGUACAGCAUGGUGCGUUCACAGACCUCAGUGUUAAAGAGAGACGUCAGUUUGACCAGUGAGACCGGAGCUCUGAAGGAAAACAUCAAGAAGAACAGAUACAAAGACAUCCUGCCAUAUGACCAGUCUCGGGUGGUGUUGUCUCUACUGACCACAGACUGUGACUCUGAUUACAUCAACGCCAGCUUCAUCAAGGGGGCGUCCAAUCACAGCUGUUACAUCGCCGCUCAGGGGCCUCUGAGCUCCACCCUGGUUGACUUCUGGAGAAUGAUCUGGCAGCACGAUGUCAAGGUGAUAGUCAUGGCCUGCAGAGAAAUAGAGAUGGGGAAGAAGAAAUGUGAGUGUUACUGGAGUCCAGUUCAUCAGUCUGCGGCAUUUGGACCAUUUACUGUGACCAACCAGGGGGAGACACGUCCUAAUGAAGACCUGGUGAUCAGAAGUCUGACUGUCAGAUACCAGCAGGGCAGCCGUUCACUGGUUCAGUAUCAGUUCUUGUCGUGGCCGGAUCACGACGUUCCCUAUGAGGCUGCAGGAGUCCUGGACCUGCUGGAGAGAGUCAGAACCAGCCAGGGAACACACACCUCGCCUCUGCUGAUACACUGCAGUGCAGGCUGUGGGAGGACAGGAGUCAUCUGUGCUCUCGACUACAUCCAUGACCUGCUGGUUACCAAGCAGAUCACAGCAGACUUCAGCAUCAUGGACAUCGUACUGGAGCUCAGGAGACAGAGACCCUCUGCUGUCCAGACUAAAGAUCAGUAUCAGUUCAUCUUCACGGCGGUCGCCUGUAUGCUCCAACAAGUCCUGCAGUCCAGCUGUCACCUGCUCAACGACAACCUGUCUGAGCUGAAGAAACCAGAGAAGAAAACCAGACAAACCCCAGCUUCCUCCAAGAGACUGUCACAGCAGACUGACAUGAGUGAUACGUACGCUGUGGUCAACAAGCCCAAACACCCUCACCCGCCUUCAUCAAACCCCGCCUACUCCACUGUUGCCAUGCCCAGCAGCGCGAGCAGGACUCAGCCCUUGUCCCAUCACUAUGACAACGAUCCUGACGGAGCAUCGGCAUCUGCUGUCUACAGCACGGUCAGACCUCGAGCUAAACCAGCCAACCAGCAACACUCUGCCACGCCCAUCUACGACACGGCGAUGCCAACCAAUCACAGGCUGGGGGAGGGACCAUCGUCACUUGGCAGCAAUGGAGAACAUCACCUGGUGCAAGGUGAACAUCCUUCAUCCACAGACGAUGAUUAUGAAGAUUUCUCCUGCUCAGUGCCGGACAUGACCAACCUCUGCUCACCUGGUGGGAUCGGUUUUAACUGUCGCAUUCAGAAGCCCAGAGGACCCAGAGAUCCUCCUGCCGAGUGGAGCCGACAGGAGAGAUGAAACGGCUCCGCUGGUUUCCAGUAGACUGCUGGGCUGGACUGGGUGAAACCAGACUGGAUGAGUGCAUCAGCGUGUAGUUUAAAGUGAGCUGGACUGUGAGACUGAAUGUGUGUGUUUAAAAUGACUGUUUGACGAUUUAUAUGUGAACUGUUCAAAUACACGUGUGGAAAUAA